CGGAGCUUCCCCUUUGCCUAACCAUGUGUCAUUGAGUAUAGAGGUUCUGCACGUUUGAUUUCCCGUCGACUUGACGCUCACAUCCGGCCAUAAUGCUGCCCUGGGCGGCUCGAUCGCCGUGCUGGCGCAUCUCGCGCCUCAUACAUCACCGCCCCGCGGUGCCGCGCUCGACCGCGUGGACGACUCCCUCACGCGCGACGCAAUUGCGCUUUUUCUCAGCUCACAAUAGCCCGUUGCGGAAACAGGAUUCGAAGGAACCACCGUCGAACCAAAAAGUAUCACCCUCCGCCGCGGGGUUAGAUUCCAAACCGACCGAUCCGAAGACGAACGACCCCAAGAAUGCCGUGGCCGCGCCUAAGAAGGACCUCCUCAGCGAGGCGACGAUGGGGAAACAGGAACAAAGGAAGGCCGAUUGGGCGAUCAUGAAGGAGAUGGCCAAGUACUUGUGGCCUAAGGAUGACUGGGGCACCAAGCUUCGCGUCGGAACGGCCUUGUCCUUGCUGAUUGGGGCUAAGAUCCUGAACGUGGAAGUACCGUUUUACUUCAAGAGCAUCGUCGAUUCCAUGAACGUGGAUUUUGCGACGCUCGGCGGCACGGCUUAUACAGUCGCCGGGUCCAUGAUCAUCGCUUACGGCGCCACCCGAAUCGGAGCCACGCUCUUCCAAGAACUCCGGAACGCAGUCUUUGCGAGUGUGGCCCAGAAAGCCAUUCGCAAAGUUGCGAGCAACGUCUUUGAGCACUUGCUCCGACUCGACCUCAACUUCCAUCUGUCCCGACAGACAGGCGGGUUGACGCGAGCUAUCGACCGUGGUACCAAGGGCAUCAGCUUCCUGCUGACGUCCAUGGUGUUCCAUGUGGUCCCGACUGCCCUUGAGAUCUCCCUCGUGUGCGGGAUAUUGACAUACCAGUAUGGCUUGCAGUUUGCUGCCAUCACGGCGGCCACCAUGGUUGCCUAUUCGGCCUUUACGAUAUCGACCACGGCGUGGCGAACCAAGUUCCGCAAGCAGGCCAACGCAGCAGACAACCGCGGGGCCACCGUGGCCGUGGACUCCCUCAUCAAUUACGAGGCGGUCAAGUACUUCAACAACGAAAAGUUUGAGGUUGCGCGCUACGAUCGUGCGCUCAAAGCGUACGAGGACGCGUCGAUCAAGGUGACGACAUCGCUGGCCUUCCUGAACUCGGGGCAGAACAUGAUCUUCUCGAGCGCGCUCGCCGCCACGAUGUACCUCGCCGCCAACGGGGUAGCCGCGGGCUCCCUGACGGUGGGCGACCUGGUCAUGGUCAACCAGCUGGUCUUCCAGCUGUCAGUGCCGCUAAACUUCCUGGGCUCCGUCUACCGCGAGCUGCGCCAGUCGCUGCUGGACAUGGAGACGCUGUUCAACCUGCAAAAGGUCAACGUGAACAUCCAGGAGAAGCCAAACGCGAAGCCGCUCCAGUUGAGCCAGGGCGGGCAGAUCCGCUUCGAGAACGUCACCUUUGGAUACCACCCCGACCGGCCGAUCCUCCGCAACGCGACCUUCACGAUCCCUGCGGGACAAAAGUUCGCGAUCGUCGGUCCUAGCGGGUGUGGCAAGUCCACCAUCUUGCGACUGCUGUUCCGGUACUACGACGUGCAAGAGGGCCGCGUCUUGAUCGACGGGCAGGACAUCCGAGACGUGACGCUGGAGAGCCUGCGGAAGGCGAUUGGUGUAGUGCCGCAGGACACGCCGCUGUUCAAUGACUCGAUCGCCCACAACAUCCGGUACGGACGGAUUGACGCGUCGGACGAGGAAGUCCGGCACGCUGCGCGACGGGCGCAUAUCCACGAGCUGAUCGAGCGAUUGCCUGAUGGGUACAAGACGGCUGUGGGAGAACGCGGCAUGAUGAUCUCGGGGGGUGAGAAGCAGCGGUUGGCCAUUUCGCGAUUGAUCCUGAAGGACCCGCAACUGUUUUUCUUCGAUGAAGCGACCUCUGCUCUCGACACCUACACCGAGCAAGCCCUACUGCAGAACAUCAACAGUAUCCUCAGAGAGAAGACGCGCACGAGCGUGUUCGUCGCGCACCGACUGCGGACCAUCUUCGACAGCGACCAGAUCCUCGUGCUGAAAGACGGCCACGUAGCGGAGCAAGGGUCGCACCGCGAUCUGCUCGAUCAAAACGGCAUAUACGCCGAGCUGUGGAAUGCCCAAGAGAUGUCGCUAGGAGACGCGGAAUAUGAAGAGACCGUCUAACUGAGGCGAGGCCGCGCUCGAAACAAGGGACAGGA
Messenger RNA from Aspergillus candidus, 2245 nucleotides. It is a transcript of the gene atm1, whose product is annotated as ATP-binding cassette Fe/S cluster precursor transporter ATM1. The coding region runs from base 93 to 2210 and encodes 705 amino acids. Gene Ontology annotation, cellular component: mitochondrial inner membrane. The transcript has 7 exons. Gene Ontology annotation, biological process: intracellular iron ion homeostasis; transmembrane transport. Gene Ontology annotation, molecular function: ATP binding; ABC-type transporter activity; ATP hydrolysis activity. NCBI's taxonomy places the organism in Eukaryota, Fungi, Ascomycota, Eurotiomycetes, Eurotiales, Aspergillaceae. The record is from RefSeq and is a predicted model, not a curated record.